AUGAACAAUAGCCAAAAUGGUAAUAAUCCAACAGAACCACCAAUUCAAAACACCGAAAAUGAAUUCAAUAUUAACCGAUUAUUAUCAAGGGAACUUGUGAUAACAAAUCAACCUCUACUAGAACUUGGCACCACAAAUAUAAUUCCAACUUCAAAUCGCUUGACUUCUAACCUUCAACAUGAAAGUAACAUAACAAGAAGACAAGAAGGUCGGCGAAGACGCUGCCAAAGACAAGGUCAACGACGUCGUGAACAACGAGAAACAUUCAGACGACAACAACAUAGAACAACUACAUCAACAUAUGUCCCAGUGGCAGCAACAACAGCAGCGCUUACAACGACAACAGCGACUGCAACGAAAUCAACAACGAAGACCAGGCCAACAAUGAUUCCAACAUUGGUCACAACCAAGAUAUCGAAGACAACAACCAUCACCAUUAACUGA
Molecule: messenger RNA, 444 nt
Organism: Rotaria sp. Silwood2
Lineage: Eukaryota; Metazoa; Rotifera; Eurotatoria; Philodinida; Philodinidae
Source: the annotation of a GenBank genome assembly